AUGAAUGCCGGAGCACUACCAGCUAAUGAAAGAUACCGUGGAUCCGUUGUCGGAACUUUGAAGAAAGAGGUCAUCAAUCUACCCACAAAUAUAGUUCUAAUUGCGUUAUUGUAUGGAGCGAUAAUUUCGGCUAAGCGGUCCGGAAAUGUAUGCACGGCACAUUCAAUGGCCAUUCGUGAGAAUACGUUACACAUCCAGGAAGCUGAGAACCCUGAUUCACCAACACAAGUAAUGCUUGACGAUUCCCCACUAGCCACGGAGCCUAGAGUGACCGAGAAUUGGGAUGCCCACUGUAUGGCAGCAGAUGUUGUAACCACGAAGUUUAUUCCAGUCGGUAUUCAACAAGCUAGACUUGUGGACACCCUUGUUACCUCGACCGUUCUUUCCUCGCUCGAGUUUGAGGGACCAGCCCAAGAACCGAUACAGCUAGUUGAUAUAGGUCAUAGCUCUGGUACCAAUCCUGAUCCAAGUGGGACUGUUCCUACGGAUGCGGAUGUGAUUCCGCAAUCCGUACCAAUGGCAGCUAAGGAGUCAGCGAGGAAUGGUUCCCUCGAUAUUGAUAGUAGGAUCCCUAUCAAUUUAGCUAUGUACUCCUUUCAAAGUGCAAGUCACAGGCACGUAAUCGGUAAUGCGGAAAUUGGAUACUCAGGAUAUACCUGGCUCAUCGGAGUAGACUAG
Messenger RNA from Aspergillus niger, 678 nucleotides. RefSeq lists its product as hypothetical. The coding region runs from base 1 to 678 and encodes 225 amino acids. The record is from RefSeq and is a predicted model, not a curated record. The transcript is spliced from 4 exons. Lineage: Eukaryota; Fungi; Ascomycota; Eurotiomycetes; Eurotiales; Aspergillaceae.